Chlamydomonas reinhardtii is the source of this 2882-nucleotide messenger RNA. RefSeq lists its product as uncharacterized. The transcript has 12 exons. The coding region runs from base 658 to 2661 and encodes 667 amino acids. Lineage: Eukaryota; Viridiplantae; Chlorophyta; Chlorophyceae; Chlamydomonadales; Chlamydomonadaceae. The record is from RefSeq and is a predicted model, not a curated record. Gene Ontology annotation, molecular function: glycosyltransferase activity.
AUCAUUUUAAAGCUGCGCUGAUCACGCUCUUAGCAUGCGUCAGAUACCUCCAGCGCAGAGCGCAACAGUCCAAGCGAGCUACUGCUCCAUCAAUUAUUUUGCUACUUUAAAUACACUGAUGCGGUAUUACAGAAACUAUCCAUAGCUCGCAACUCCAGCUGCGGUCUUCCCAACUAGUCGCACUUGCUUCACUCAUAGUAGUCGCUUCGAAAGCGCUGAUGCUAGGGUAAACUUUUAUUAAAUUCCAGCAUUGGGACUCAAACCUCACGAGCUUAUGGACGCGCGUCACUGACAAGACCCACAAUGCACUGGCGCGAGGACAGCGGCUCCGGUGCCAGCACUGGCACAUCAUGCGUCGCCUCUGGGUGCAGUUUCCAACUGCGGUGCACUGGCGGCAGGACGCGGUCGGACGUGGCCUCCUGUCCGACCCCGCCUGCCACACCCGCGUGCCGCACCGAGGUUGCUGGCGGGCGGCCUUGCUCCACCGGCCCCAGCAACGAUGCCGCGUGCUCCUCAUCUCAGCAGGGCUCAUGGGAUGAAGAUGGCCAUGUAGCUGAAGUCUGGUGGCGCGGGCUCCAAGCCACUUCCGGCUGUGUCCACCAGACACACGCCCAUACUUCCCACUACCUGCGGACUGACACGCCUUACGCGCACGAGAUGCGUAACACCGAUGAGGAGAGCAGCAGUGCAAGCAACAUUAAUCGGAGCCACACGGUGGGUGGCAUCAGUAACAGCUCCCAUGGCUGCAGCGGCAAAGCUACGAGCCACCAGCUGAGCGGCGCCAGCUGUGACGGCAGGGCCGGUAGCUGUCAUUGGCGGGUGUCAACAAGCGGGAGGGAUGCUCAGGCGCAAGCUGCCACAAGACAAGACCACAGCUCCUGCGCCCACUUGGGCUCGCUACCCUUUGAGCGGCACCACCUGUACGGGAGGCCGCGGCUUGCACCGCUGCUGGUGCUGCUGAUGUUGAUGGGCAGCGGCCCCGGAGCAGCAAGUGCCCGGGCGACCCGCAGCAAGAGCAGCGAAGGGAGCCGCGGGAGCCGCGGUAGCGGCAAAGAAGACGGCAGCAAUCAGGCUGAUAGUUCCGGCUGCCAACCGCCGGAGCCGCUGCCGGGGAGCGCAUUCAAGCAUUGGGGUUGCCAGCGCUACAACAUGAUGUGCAUUGACCAGCAGCAGUUCGUGACGUAUGAUCCUGAGUUCAACCCGCUCAUCAGCACUCAGAAGCCGCCAGGGUUUGAUGUCAAAGACGUGGUUUACAACUGGCCCAACCCAUAUGGCAACGGCGACAAGUUUGAGCGCGGCAAGGACAUCCACGUCCCUGGCGUGGUCAUCCGCGUCAACACCUCCGAGGAAGCCAGCCCCGACCUGCAGCACCCGGUAUUCAGCGCCUGCACGCGGCCCAUCGUGCUGUGGCAGCGUUGGCUGUACAAUGUGGGCGAAGUGUUUGAGAGUAGCUUUGUGCGCAUGUGGAUGGAGUUUCGCGGCAAGGACUUGAAUGGCGCGGUGGUGCAGGCGCCCGACCCGCGCCACAGCCUGGUUCUGGCCACGCCGCACGGCCUGCGGGUGCCGCGGUACGCCAAGAUGUUCUUCAACUCGCUGUUCACGCAGUACGAGGUGACGUCGUUGUCGGAGCUGUCGGCGCGCCGUCACGACAUGAAGGAGCCCAGCAACUCCACAGCUGAGGGCUACCACGUCAGGUGCUUCGAGGAGGUGCUUCUGUGCAAGAUCCGGAACCGGCAGGACAGCGGGCUUAACUCGGCCGGCGCGCACCUGCUGCGGCACUACCGCGACCGGCUGCCGGCCGUGAGCGACCUGUUUGACGUGGAGGGCGGCGACGCCGACACGCUCAAGGUGGUGAUUGCCUCCCGCCCCAACGCCACCGGCCGCGCCAUCCUCAACGAGCAGGAGCUGCUGGACGCAUGCAGCCAGAUGGACCCGCAGCAGCAGCUGGAGGACGCUGGCGAGCCAGGCUGGGCCAAGGGCGCGGAGAGCUACCGGGGCGAGCGGCGGGCCUUUAAGCGUGUCAAGUGUGUGGCACACGUGUUCGGUCGGGACAUUAUGUACGACCUAGCCUUGGCUCAGGCCAUUGACGUGCUGGUGGCCACACACGGCGCCGCGGGCUACCACUCCUUCUUCAUGAGCCGCGGGGCCAGCUUCGUGGAGGUGAUGCCCUUCCACUUCACGCCGCAGUGGGCAAACAUAUACUAUGCGCGCAUGCUGGAGAAUGACAAGAAGGUGCUGUAUUGGCAGGUGUGGAUCCAGGACUCCGCACACGCGCACGCCUCCGCCUUUGAAAAGUCCGAGGUGUUCCGAGAUGAGUACGUGCACCGCGAGCACCACGUCACACUGCCCUGGUCCGUGCUCCAGCAACACCUGGUGUCCAUCCUGCAGGUGGGUGCCGACGCGCUGCGAUACAAAGCAGCUUACAAGGCGGGCGUGCACUGCAUCAACGACUCGGGGCAGCAGGUUGAGUUCCGGCCUAAUGUCGCGGACGGCGGCUGGACGGCAGUCACCAGGGAGGAGCUGCAGGCGCUGGAGGAGCAGGAGCGGGCGGAGGCGGAGGUGGACAGUGCGCGGAGAGCGGCAAUGCGGGGGGCCAAUGGAGAGGGGGAAACGGGAGAGGGCGAGCGGAGAACGGCACGGAGAAGGAGGAGGAUGCUGUAGAAGGGCGUGCGAGGGCGUGACCAGCAAGCAGGCAGGAGCAGGUAGCUGACAACAUUACUGGGUGGCGACGAAGACGCAAGGGAUGUCAGUAACGAAUUAUGUUAGUCGGCAGGGACGACGGGGAGCUGAAAGGCGAGACUAGAAUUUUGGCGGGAAGCCCCAUUCGCAGGGGGUUCAGCCUUGGCCCAGUUCAACCCCGCGGGCUGUAAUCUUCACUCAUC